Messenger RNA from Penicillium samsonianum, 1290 nucleotides. RefSeq names its product Zn(II)2Cys6 transcription factor domain-containing protein. Lineage: Eukaryota; Fungi; Ascomycota; Eurotiomycetes; Eurotiales; Aspergillaceae. Gene Ontology annotation, molecular function: DNA-binding transcription factor activity, RNA polymerase II-specific; transcription cis-regulatory region binding; zinc ion binding. Gene Ontology annotation, cellular component: nucleus. Bases 1 to 1290 code for a protein of 429 amino acids. The transcript has 2 exons. The record is from RefSeq and is a predicted model, not a curated record. Gene Ontology annotation, biological process: regulation of DNA-templated transcription.
AUGCUUACAGAGUCCAAUGGCAGCCCAUAUGCCGGCGGAGAUACACCUAAACUUCGAACUGCGUGUGAAAACUGCAGGCAAUCCAAAGUGAAAUGCAACCUGUCUGGUAAGAGUGUCUGUACUCGGUGCCUACGUCACGGCCUACAGUGCCAAUACGGAUUUGCAAAUCGAUCUGGUAAACCAAAGGGUAGCAAAAACAGAGCUACCCUCCGCAAGCUAGGUCAGUUGCAAGAAGAGAAGCCCACGAUGUGUGGCUUUCGAGGUAGUCGACUUGUUGCCCCUGUGGCCGACAUGGACCCACUAGUUGGGAAUAGCUAUGGGAAUCAUAUUCCUGACCCAGCAAUUGACGACGAUGUCUGCUUGAUAUCAAAUCAGCCGGGCUUCUGGGAAAGUCCCCGAAGCUUCGGCAAUACAGCAACCCUAGAAUCAUCCGUCUGCCCUGGGCAGUUGACGGCAGUUGAGAGCUCUCCAUUCACAGAUCUCGUGGAUCCAUGUCCUGCUCUCCCAGCCGGCCUGGGAUAUCCACAAACGCCCGUGACGCCAACAUUUCUGUCAGGGGAACUGGCCGACGGAAUGGCCAGUCCAUCUCUGGCCGGUUCUGUGGCUUCGCCGUAUCCGAUUUCGCCAUGCGAGUGUGUGGAUAUGCAGCUAUUCCACAUGAAUCGGCUUAACCACCUACUCGCUGGAUCAAUGCCCUUGCGGCUCGAUCACAGCCUGCAGACCAUCAAAUGCACCUUUUGCGCCUGCCAGAUGUUCCUCCGGUGUACUAAAUGUGCCAAAGACAGCACAAACCUGUUGCUGACUAUCUCGGUACUCAAUCUUACCCUCCAGCUCUUUGAGUACUGGGUUUCGCGGGAGACGUCUCGCGCACCGCGGCCAGAACACGGAGUCGAUAUCCGCUACGGAUACUAUGAGAUCUGCCACGAAGAAAACAGGCAAAUACGCAACUUCCUACUUCGAGGCCUUUUGCUGCAUUGCCGGGAUGUAUUGCUGGCUCUGAAAAGCACCGCUAGUGCUGCCGAUGUUCAAAUUCCCAAGUUGGGCGACCACGAAGGUCCAUCAGAACCGAAACUAUCAGAUGCGCACGCCAGUCAGCACUGGGCUCUUUCGGGGCAUGUCGGCUUACUUCCCGACUUAGAUACCGAUAUUCCGAGCAGUACACCUAGAAGUGAAGGGCUGCUUCCCAUUAUCGCAGGCUACGAAGCUACUGUGUCAGCGUUCUUACAGUCGACUUCAUGGGGGGAGUGUAUCUGCGGAUCUGGACGAGUGAUGCAUGACGAGUCUCUUUGA